AUGUCCACAGCAGGCCGACUUGUGUUUUGCAAGCGAUUUUCUUCUCUUUCGCGUUGCUGGUCGGCGUACAAUGCUCCUAAAAGAACCACACUCACCGAUCUUCGAAAGCUUUAUGCGGAAAAUACUCCCAUUUCCGUAGCCACGGCUUGGGAUGCCCUUACGGGCCGAAUCACAGAAAAAAGCGGCAUAGACAUCACAUUGGUGGGCGACUCUUUUGCCAUGGUUUCGUCUGGCUUCGAGGACACGAACGAGCUCGAGCUCGAGGAGAUGAUUUUCCAUGCCCGUGCUGUGACCCGAGGAAACAGCACGUCUUUCCUAGUGGCAGAUAUGCCGUUUGGCACGUUUGAACUUUCAGACUCCCAGGCAGUCGAGACUGCCAUCAGGCUUGUCAAGGAAGCCAGGGUGCAGGCGGUCAAGAUCGAAGGAGGAAAAGACAUUACUCCCACCAUCAGAAGAAUAGUGGGUGCUGGAGUUCCUGUGAUGGGCCAUGUUGGCUUGACGCCGCAGAAACAUAACACCUUUGGCGGCUACAAAGUGCAAGGAGGCAGUUUUGAGCGGGCAAAGGAGAUCUUGGACGACUGCCGGGCCCUUGAGGAAGCAGGCGUUUUUUCCAUCGUGUUGGAGUGUGUUCCCAACAAAUUGGCCGAGUUGGCCACGGCCUCUGUCAAUGUGCCCACCAUUGGCAUCGGCGCAGGUCCAAGUGUUUCAGGUCAAGUUUUGGUCUUGGCCGACAUGCUAGGAAUGAACGACAAAGCGCCUGCUAAGUUUGUCAAACAGUACAUGAAUUUCUUUGACCAGGCCACAGCUGCCGUGGCACAAUACAAAACCGACGUCCAGGAAAGAGCGUUUCCUGACCCAAACGAACAUGGCUACAAGAUGAAAUCAAGCGUCUUGCAGGAAAUCAAAGCAUAUAUGGAGAAAUGA
This is a messenger RNA of Clavispora lusitaniae ATCC 42720, 924 nucleotides long. Its product is annotated as 3-methyl-2-oxobutanoate hydroxymethyltransferase. Gene Ontology annotation, cellular component: mitochondrion. Gene Ontology annotation, molecular function: 3-methyl-2-oxobutanoate hydroxymethyltransferase activity; magnesium ion binding. The record is from RefSeq and is a predicted model, not a curated record. Lineage: Eukaryota; Fungi; Ascomycota; Pichiomycetes; Serinales; Metschnikowiaceae. Gene Ontology annotation, biological process: pantothenate biosynthetic process.